Molecule: messenger RNA, 408 nt
Organism: Aspergillus affinis
Lineage: Eukaryota; Fungi; Ascomycota; Eurotiomycetes; Eurotiales; Aspergillaceae
Exons: 4
Coding region: 1-408 (135 amino acids)
Source: RefSeq, a predicted model, not a curated record
AUGCUUGUUGUGCAGGUGCUGCUGGCUGCUGGCUGGCGGCAGUGGCAGUUUACGACCGGUUCCAGCGGUGAGAACCGUUCGACACCAACCUGGACCGUGGAAAAGUCCCUGCGUCAAGGUUUAAUUGCCUAUGCAAAGGGUUUGGACCGGGCACUUGGCAUGACUGCGUAUCAUGAUGAGCCCGAAGUUCUGAAGGUGCUACUUGACCAUGGCGCUAAGGUUACCGAAGUCGCCGUCCUGGGUGCUUCGAACUCAGAGAAUGUUCCGAUGCUGCAGCACUUACUAGACCAUGGCCGGGAUGUCAAUUCACUAGCAUCACAGAGCCCAGCCCUGAGGCUGGUUGUCUCGAACGAAGAAUGUACGCGCUUUCUCUUGGAGAAUGGCGCCGACCCGAACCUCCCUGGAUGA